Messenger RNA from Cuscuta campestris, 1535 nucleotides. NCBI's taxonomy places the organism in Eukaryota, Viridiplantae, Streptophyta, Magnoliopsida, Solanales, Convolvulaceae. The record is from the annotation of a GenBank genome assembly.
AAAAAACCUCCGCAUACUCAAUCAUUUUAGAUGAACUGGAGUACCGGAGAAGCUUUGCGUCCAUCCCUACUCACGCAUCAUCCGAUUUUCUAGGGUUUCUUCUGAACGGCUUCGCGAAAUUUUGGUCUGAUAUUUCACACGAGAGAAGCUUUGGAGUACUGGCGAUUUUGGUCUGGGAUUUCGCACGCGAUUUUGGAGUACUGGAGUACUGGCGCACGAGAGAAGCUAAGGCGCUGGGAUUUCGCUCAUACGGCUUCACGAUUUUGGUCUGGUGGCUUCGGUAUUUCAUUCUCCUUCUUAGGUUUUCACUUGAAUAAAAAAAAGUAUCAACACAAUUGGACCUCAUAUUGCUGGUUGCAACGCGCAAAUGGAGAAUAUCCUCUUUUUGCUUUGCACGGAAUGAAACGGUGAAGCCCUCGAUUCGUCCUCCCUUUGUCGUUGUGACUUCACCGAAAUCUAUGUCGGCUGCCUUCGGCAUCUCUACGCUCACCAGCAGAAUCUAUGGAUGGCACUAGGGUUUGGUACCCUAGCCCAGGCAUCAAUGGUCUUUCCUCUUCGAUUAUAUGCUCUCUAACUUUUUCUUAUUUUGUUCGUAAAAGAAGAGAAGAAGAAGCGUCACACAACCAAAAAUGUGGAGGUCAAUUAUCCAUCUUAUUCAGUGUAUUAUGUCCAUUUUUUAUUUCUCUGAUUUCUAAUUUUCUAAAAAAUCUCAUUCAAUUUUGUAUUUAAUUUCACUGGUGGUUGUUUUUGUUGAUGUUUUGUUUAAAAUUAGUAUAGAUUGUUGAUGAAUAAUGAUAACGCACAAACGCAGGGGAAGACAUUGAGAGAGUUUGGUCCAUAUUAUUUCUAAUAUUACCGUUCAUGGUGUGAAAACUGGGAGAGCCGUUGCCUCAUUUUUGCUGCCUAAAUUUGUGGUUAUUGGGAACAGAGGGAAAAGGCUUAAUGUGUUGUAGUUCCCCGUCGGGAGAGUGAAGGAUUUGAAAGAGAUCUACACUCCUUCCCAUGCCGCUGUCGUACUUUACCAUUUCAUUGAGUUUGACGCCCAGGUUACAAAAGACAGUGUUCUACCAUCUAUCCCAAUGCUAGAGAAUGAAAUCAUUUACUCUGGUCUUCUUCUACUUCACCAUGGCAUAUUGGUCGUAGAAAAUACUUUUUCUUCUAAUAAGGAAGGUGAUAGUGAGUUUGGAAAUGGAAGGAGCCAUUGCUUCGUCUUCUUAAAGGGUUCUGGGUCAAAUGCCCUUUGUUUGAAAAUCUCUUCCUCGAGUUACCCGACUAGCCUAUCUAUCGUUAGGCAAUUCUUGGUCUGAAACAAUCGUUCACUUCCCAUCCAGGUGCGAGCGCUAUAACCCGUGCAUUUUUCUAUUUUCUUACUUUCUAGCUUCUAUUUCGGAUCUAACUGUUUAUUUUCGAUAAUUUUAUUAGAAUUUCUAUGAGUUUUAGUUUGUUGGGGGCAAAGCUCAUUAUACCAAAUGAGCCAAGUUGAUCAUUUCGUUCUACAUGUUGUUUGGCAAGAAUUUGAGAAUUACAAUUGUCUU